AAUAAGUGAACACAAAUGCAUAAAAGCAAUCAACGAUUUCAUCAUUUAAUUUAAUAGUAAUUAAAUAUAAGGCUGUGGCUAAUACUCUAAAAAAAUUAUCACUCUUUUAUCCUGUAUUUUUUAUGAGUAUUCUAAGAAAAAUAAGUUUAAUUUGUUGCUUCGCUCGUUAUUCUAGGAAAUCUUCUUAUUGCGAGUGCUUUAUCAGGCUUUAUUACUUAUUUGUUGCUGUUAAUUGAUGAUAUUGAAAAUGAACAACAUAGACUGCCAUGAAAGCCUGUGGACUCCAUGUGAGGACAUUCUUAGAAAUUUUUAUGAGAAAAACUAUGCCGUUGUAGUGCUUAAUUGUAGGAUCGACCUUAACGUCGAUCACAGAAAAUUAUUAAACUUAUGGACCAAAGCAAAACUAAGAAUCACGGUGGAUGGUGGGACAAGGAGGUGGUUAAAAUGGCUAGAGGCACAUGAAUAUGAAACUAACAAUACGGUAAAACCUCCAGAUUUGAUCACAGGUGAUAUGGAUUCACUACCCCCUCAUUUAUUGAGUUUUUUUGAGGAAAAAGGUUCAAAAGUGAUCAGAACGCCCGAUCAGAACCAGACAGACUUCACAAAAGCUCUAAGAGAGCUAAAGACUCACUGUGAGCAAAAUUUAAUUGAGGUAGAUACGGUAUUUGUACUUGCCGAUACCUCUGGUAGAUUUGACCAGAUUAUCGCCAACAUAAACACAUUAUACAAGGCGAGUGAAUUUUUGGGCGAUAAAAAAAUAUAUCAGAUAGCCUCAAACUCAAUCAGUUGGUUACUGCAAGCUGGGAAUCACAGAAUUAGUAUACCGGAAAAUUUGCGUAGAGACAAGGAAUGGUGCGCUUUGAUUCCAAUGGGAGCACCCUGUAUAGUUACUACAACAGGCUUAAAAUGGAAUUUAGAUAAGAGUACGCUUAAUUUUGGGGGUAUGGUCAGCACUUCCAACACGUACAGCGGAGAACCGUACGUCACUGUCAGCACUGACAGGCCUCUGUUAUGGUCGAUGGGCAUAGAGGCUAUUUUAUAGCAUAUACCGGUGAUUUAGUACAACCUUUAGCAAACAUAGUAUAAUAAAUAUUAGAUAGAAUUUAAAAAAUUUUGAAAAGCGCUAUAUGGUACACAAAAAAAAACGGUGUCAAGUUACCUUAGAACAUUUCUGCGGUUAGCAUGACGCCGUUUUUUUUCAAUCAUAGAGUAUACAGGGUGAUUUUCAUUGAUCCUGGAGUAUAUUCAGUAAAAUCAAAGAUAUCGCGUUUUUUUUUUCAGAACUAUGCCCAGAUACACAGAAAAUUUUAUACAGGUUGUCCCAAAUUUUAGAUGUUAGGUUAUCGACGUUUUUUUUUAAUAACACUGUGCUGUAUAUAAUUUUCUUACACAAAAAAAGCGCAAUUUCAAAUACUAAUCGACGUGUGCCAGGAUUUCUGAAAAAAAAAA
This is a messenger RNA of Sitophilus oryzae (rice weevil), 1449 nucleotides long. RefSeq names its product thiamin pyrophosphokinase 1. NCBI's taxonomy places the organism in Eukaryota, Metazoa, Arthropoda, Insecta, Coleoptera, Curculionidae. Gene Ontology annotation, molecular function: ATP binding; thiamine diphosphokinase activity; thiamine binding. The record is from RefSeq and is a predicted model, not a curated record. Bases 236 to 1042 code for a protein of 268 amino acids. The transcript is spliced from 5 exons. Gene Ontology annotation, biological process: thiamine diphosphate biosynthetic process; thiamine metabolic process.